Molecule: messenger RNA, 1545 nt
Organism: Rodentolepis nana
Lineage: Eukaryota; Metazoa; Platyhelminthes; Cestoda; Cyclophyllidea; Hymenolepididae
Source: the annotation of a GenBank genome assembly
AUGCAACUAAGGUCUAGGAGAUCUGAAAUUUCAAAUAGCUGUUCCAAUGUUAACUCCAUCAAAUCCAGAAAUCGUAAAUUGACGGAAUUACCAGUGCCCUCUAAAUUAUCCCCACACCAAGUUGGUUUAUCCGAACCACCUAAAAAAUCAAAUAAAACUACUGUCGAAUCUUCACCUGUGACUGUUAUCGGUCGUGAGAAAGAAGUUGAUUUACUCAAGUCAUCUAUUCUUUUUUUUAUUUCUGAGCGAUGCAACGGAAGUAUUUACAUUGGCGGUGCCCCUGGUACUGGAAAAACGGCCACAGUAACUCAGCUAGUUCAACAACUCUCAGUUCAAAACCGCUGUCGGUCUUUGUUUCUCAAUUGCAUGCAAAUGGUUUCCCCUCCUGACGUCUACACUUGCAUCGUUGAGGGCCUGGGAGAAAAUAGUAUUUCUCGCCAUCUUUCCUCUCAAGAAAAAGUUGCUUCCUUCGUUGAGUCUUUAUUAACCAAAACCUCUCAACGGCUUCCCCUCAUUUUAGUCCUAGAUGAAAUUGAUCAACUGGCAUCUCGUUGUCAGGAUGUUCUGUACAGGAUAUUUGGAUGGCCUGAUGAUCUUAAUGAGGCUCACAUAAUCUUGAUUGGAAUCGCCAACGCUCUCGAUUUGACUGAGCGUCUUCUACCUGGUCUACGUGCACGGGCACAUCGCCCAAUCCAUGUUGCAUUCCCUCCCUACACCAAAGAUCAAAUAGCCCAGAUUAUCAAAUAUCGCAUUACUUCUGAUUCUAAGGAAAAUUCAAGCACACCUAUUGACGAUGUGGCCGUUCAAUUUUGCGCUAGAAAAGUAGCAGCCUCAUCAGGCGAUGUUCGAACGGCGUUGGCCAUCUGCCAACGUGCUUUGGAAUUAGCCCGCUUGGAGGCUUGCUCUAAACAGCCCGGUCCUGGUGAUGCUGUCCUUGAGGCUAGUCCAAUUGUCUCCAGAAAUCUCACACCCCUCCAACAGCGCAUAAUGUCCAGUCCUUCUGUCCGAAUUUCCCUCAAGAAGAAGUCGCUCCAAGUUCCCUCUUCAAAAUUGAUCAAUAUACCUGAGGGAAGUAAACAAAGUGCAGGAGAAUUUGUUGUUCCAACAAUCAAACACAUUAGCCGAGCCAUUCGUGAAGCGCAAUCUGGAGGUGAAGCAGCCCUCAACAAUACAAGCGGUGCUUCGGGAGCUUUAUCUGGAAUGCCACUGCAUCAUAAACUCGUGCUGGCUUCACUACUUCUCCUGCGUCGUAGAAAGAACCUUCGAGAGGCUACAUUGGGUCAAGUGUUUGAUGUCUACUCCUACGUGUGUUCACAGAGGGGUCACCUUACUCCCCUGGAAAUGAGUGAAUUUGUGAGUGUUUGUGAACUUUUAGAGGUCAGAGGAUUAGUUCGCUUGACUACUCCCGGUGCAAAAUCCGCUGGUAUUUCAAUGUCAGCGCGGACCAGGCGUAUGGCUCUUUUGUUGGAUGAUCGUGGAGUAGAAAGGAGUCUGGAUGAUAAUCUUCUACUCUCGUCGAUUUUAGCAAUUCCAUCACUUCCUUAA